CAGUGAUACAGGAAGCGGGUUCAGGAACCUGCUGGUUCCUGAUACAUAAAUCAGACAGCCUCUGCUGCAUGACACGAAGCUCGCUUCUGCCUGGUGUCUGUGAGCAGCUGCCAGGCUCUGGCCAGGAUCCCUUCCUUCUCCUCACUGGCUGAUGGAUCCCAAGGGGCUCCUUUCCUUGACCUUCAUGCUAUUUCUCUCCCUGGCUUUUGGUGCAAGCUACGGAACAGGUGGGCGCAUGAUGAACUGCCCGAAGAUUCUCCGGCAGUUGGGAAGCAAAGUGCUGCUGCCCCUGACAUAUGAAAGGAUAAAUAAGAGCAUGAACAAAAGCAUCCACAUUGUCGUCACAAUGGCAAAAUCACUGGAGAACAGUGUCGAGAACAAAAUAGUGUCUCUUGAUCCAUCCGAAGCAGGCCCUCCACGUUACCUAGGAGAUCGCUACAAGUUUUAUCUGGAGAAUCUCACCCUGGGGAUCCAGGAAAGCAGGAAGGAGGAUGAGGGAUGGUACUUUAUGACCCUGGAGAAAAAUGUUUCAGUUCAGCGCUUUUGCCUGCAGCUGAGGCUUUAUGAGCAGGUCUCCACUCCAGAAAUUAAAGUUUUAAACAAGACCCAGGAGAACGGGACCUGCACCUUGAUACUGGGCUGCACGGUGGAGAAGGGGGACCAUGUGGCUUACAGCUGGAGUGAAAAGGCGGACACCCACCCACUGAACCCAGCCAACAGCUCCCACCUCCUGUCCCUCACCCUCGGCCCCCAGCAUGCUGGCAAUAUCUACAUCUGCACCGUGAGCAACCCCAUCAGCAACAAUUCCCAGACCUUCAGCCCAUGGCCCAGAUGCAGGACAGACCCCUCAGAAACAAAACCAUGGGCAGUGUAUGCUGGGCUGUUAGGGGGUGUCAUCAUGAUUCUCAUCAUGGUGCUAAUACUACAGUUGAGAAGAAGAGCCACCUUGACUACUACCAACCAAUACUGGAGUCAAAAUGUCCUGACCCAAGACCAGGAGAGAUGCCCUGGCUGCCUUCCCAUGGUAAAACGGACCGUUACCAGACAACAAUGGGAAAAAAAAGCCUUACGAUCUAUGCCCAAGUCCAGAAACCAGGUCCUCUUCAGAAGAAACUUGACCCCUUCCCAGCUCAGGACCCUUGCACCACCAUAUAUGUUGCUGCCACAGAGCCUGUCCCAGAGUCUGUCCAGGAAACAAAUUCCAUCACAGUCUAUGCUAGUGUGACACUUCCAGAGAGCUGACACCAGAGACCCAACAAAGGGACUUUCUGAAGGAAAAUGGAAAAAGCAAAAUGAACACUGAACUUUGGCCCCAGGCCCCAAAUUUCCUCUGACAGACAUGCUACACGUCUGUACCCUUCUCAGAUCAACUCCCAGUUGAUGUUUCUUCCAUAUACAUCUGUGAAAUGAACAAGGAAGUGAGGCUUCCCAAGAAUUUAGCUUGCUGUGCAGUGGCUGCAGGCGCAGAACAGAGCGUUACUUGAUAACAGCGUUCCAUCUUUGUGUUGUAGCAGAUGAAAUGGACAGUAAUGUGAGUUCAGACUUUGGGCAUCUUGCUCUUGGCUGGAACUGGAUAAUAAAAAUCAGACUGAAAGCCAGGACAUCUGAGUACCUAUCUCACACACUGGACCACCAGUCACAAAGUCUGGAAAAGUUUACAUUUUGGCCAUCUUUACUUUGUUCUGGGAGCUGAUCAUGAUAACCUGCAGACCUGAUCAAGCCUCUGUGCCUCAGUUUCUCUCUCAGGAUAAAGAGUGAAUAGAGGCUGAAGGGUGAAUUUCUUAUUAUACAUAAAACACUCUGAUAUUAUUGUAUAAAGGAAGCUAAGAAUAUUAUUUUAUUUGCAAAACCCAGAAGCUAAAAAGUCAAUAAACAGAAAGAAUGAUUUUGA
Messenger RNA from Pongo pygmaeus (Bornean orangutan), 1891 nucleotides. RefSeq names its product signaling lymphocytic activation molecule family member 1 (gene SLAMF1). Gene Ontology annotation, biological process: lymphocyte activation. The transcript is spliced from 8 exons. The coding region runs from base 152 to 1225 and encodes 357 amino acids. Gene Ontology annotation, molecular function: signaling receptor activity. NCBI's taxonomy places the organism in Eukaryota, Metazoa, Chordata, Mammalia, Primates, Hominidae. Gene Ontology annotation, cellular component: cell surface; membrane. The record is from RefSeq and is a predicted model, not a curated record.